Ostrinia furnacalis (Asian corn borer) is the source of this 1898-nucleotide messenger RNA. Its product is annotated as mitochondrial genome maintenance exonuclease 1. The transcript is spliced from 5 exons. The coding region runs from base 125 to 1315 and encodes 396 amino acids. Gene Ontology annotation, biological process: mitochondrial DNA replication. Gene Ontology annotation, molecular function: single-stranded DNA exodeoxyribonuclease activity. Gene Ontology annotation, cellular component: mitochondrion. The record is from RefSeq and is a predicted model, not a curated record. Lineage: Eukaryota; Metazoa; Arthropoda; Insecta; Lepidoptera; Crambidae.
UUCUGCGAAUUCUUUCUUGUUCUUAUUUUAGAAAAAUCAUUAGAAUUUUGCGUCUGAGAUUGUAAAUCAGGUUUUCUUCGAAGACUAUUCUGUAGAUCGUUCCAAGAAAAAAUCGGCGGUCGUUAUGUUACGACCGAUUUGCACCAUCGGUCGUCGAAUUUCUUUCGAAAGGAAAUCUAAGGAAUUCAUCCGAACAAAAGUGGUUAAACCCAGUUCUCUCUUGAAGCCAGCGGAUAGAAUUAAACUAUACAAUAGAGAGAACAAGGAUUUAUUCGGGCCUUUGUUGGAGAAUAGUAAGCAGAAGAAGCAGCGUACGCGAGAAUCGGCUAAAAAUAGAUCACAUCAAAACAACGGCGCGACAGCCACAAACGAAAAUACGCUCAAGUUAGAAAGUGAGCGGGAUGUGGUAGCAAGCUACUCUAAGUUUAGUGUGUACCCUGAGAAAAUAACCACGAUGUGGCAGAAUACGAAGAAUUUAGUGAACUUUGUUGGUGUUUUGUUGAACAACACAACAGUGAGAGGGUUAAAGACUGUAGUGCCAGUGAAUGCAGCGAGGAGCUCACCUGCACAGCCUGGGUAUGCAAGCGAAGACAGAAUACUGCAGAUUAAGCAACAUAAGAAUGAUUUUGCUGAACAGUAUCCUUCUGUUACGCUGAUCCUGAACAAAACUAUGACUGAAGACUCACGGUCUGCUUUGGAGAAAUGGAAACAAGAGAGGAUAGCUGAAAUGGGAGAAGAAGAAUUCAAUAAAUUCUACCAGGCUCAAAUGGCAGUUGGUACCAAAUUCCACACUACACUCAAGAACUACUUCACGCAGCCUCAAACACAGCUUCGUAUUGAGAAGGACGUUGAAGGCGUCUGGGUGUCAGUCAGCGAUGUCCUCAAAAGUAUAUCAUCGCCCAAAGCAAUAGAGUCCAAUGUUGUGCACCCCGUUCUGAAGUAUCGAGGAAUAUUUGAUGCAAUCGCUGAUUAUGAGGACAAGCCCACACUAAUCGAAUGGAAGAAAUCCGACAAGCCACGCAAAUCGAUAUCUCUAACGUACGACAACCCUGUACAAUUAGCCGCAUACUUCGGCGCCGUCUGCAACGAUCUAAACUACAAACACUUAAACGUGCGCGAUGCUUUACUCGUUAUCGCGUACACAGACGGGUCUAAAGCUGACGUGUAUCAUCUAUCGACUGACAAAUUGAGGGAGCACUGGGCGCAGUGGUUGAUAAGGCUGGAGGAAUUCAUGAAAACGCACGGGAAAGACUCUGAGAAGAUUCUGAAGGGAGGGAAGCGGCUGUUCGAGGAAGAUAUCGGGAAUCUCCAAUAAAUUAGGAAGAUCUCAGCUCGAAGAUUUAUGAAGAACCAAACCGAAACCUUUUCGAGGAAAACGCUUACUGUGUCGUUACAAAUCUGGUAUUUAUAUAAAUAUUUCUUAUAAUUUGUAUAAUAUCACAUAGUUGAGAAAGUUGCCAGUUAUCCAAAAAUAAUGUAAAUUAAUUGGGACAGUGCGUUGUUGCAAUUAAUGCGAAGGGAAAUUACCGUAUUUCAUUUAAGUGCGAUAGUGCUUAUGGCAAUCGAAGGCCUUAGCCUGUCAUAUUAAAAGUUUUUAUGUAAAACAUUUUACUGAAUUUUAGGGAAUGUUAAAGUUUUGAGAUUGUUGGUGAGAACGGGCUCGAACGAUGUAGGAGAGCGGAUGUUAGAAUGAGAAAGAAACUCGAAAUUUUGUUCCUUUUUAUGUGGCAAGACUUGUAUUAAGUUUUCUUAUCUUAUUUCUCUCAAAAUGUUUUAAAAAUUCAACUAUAACGUAAAAUAGUGGCCAAAGAAAUAGCAACAUUUUCCAGACAUUUAUAUUAACGAACAGGGAAAUAUGUUUACGACAGUUUUCUUUGAUAAACGUCAAUUGAUUAAAA